UAGUACUAUAGCGGUUGUUCCGUUUAGUGAUCUAGCAACCAUUGGUAACAUUGCCCGUUUAAUAGAGCGGCACUUCACGCGGUACUAGACGUACACAGAAAUUUCGUUCUACUGUGUCAUCGAUUUAAAUCCAUCAUGUAAUGUUACGAAAGGCAAAGAGAGAUCGUUCUAUUUUAGACGCAUCCGGUGAGACGAAUUACCCCCAGGGGUGGGGUCUCCUGUCAUUUAAAACCAAAGGAGGGCUUAAGUUAUGUUGAUCACGUAAGAAACAAUAUUCAUUAAUACAAUCAUGGCACGACCUAUUGUUCCUAGUCAACAGAAGUUGGCUGAGAAGCUAACUAUUCUGAAUGACAGAGGUAUUGGAAUGUUAACCCGCAUUUAUAAUAUAAAGAAAGCCUGCGGUGAUGCAAAAUCAAAACCAGGUUUCCUCUCUGAUAAAACUUUGGAAUCGUCUAUCAAGACUAUCGUUAAGAAGUUUCCCAACAUAGACAUUAAGGGUCUCCAAACGAUUACCAACCUUCGUAAUGAGAUUAUUAAAUCUCUAUCCUUGUAUUAUUAUACUUUCGUUGACCUGCUUGACUUCAAAGAUAAUGUCUGCGAACUCUUAACUACAAUGGAUGCUUGCGGAGUACACAUGGAUAUUACCAUAAAUUUUGAUUUAACCAAAGGUUAUUUGGAUCUUGUUGUGACUUAUGUGAGCUUGAUGAUACUUUUGUCACAAGUGGAGGAUCGUAAAGCGGUACUCGGAUUAUUUAAUGCAGCCCAUGAAAUGGUGCAUAGCCAAUCUGAUCCUAGCUUUCCUCGUUUGGGUCAAAUGAUUAUGGACUAUGAUGCACCAUUAAAGAAGCUAUCAGAGGAGUUUGUUCCACACUCUAAAUUAUUGAAGCAUGCUCUCACUUCUUUGUGGCCUAUUUAUCCUGGGAGAAACUUAUCCGCGGACACGUGGAGGGCUGAUCAAAAGCUGAGCCUCGUCGGUAGUCCCGGAAAAAUACUUAAAGCAGCAGCAACAGAUACUAUGUCUUGCGAAACUUUAAGCUUGGAUAGAAUAGAGAGAUGGGUCAUUUUAGGAUUUACAUUAUGUCAUUCAUUCUUAAGUCAGGAACAGCCUAGUAAACUUUGGACCACAGCUUUGGAAUCAGGCUGGGUUUUAGCCUUGUUCAGAGAUGAAGUAAUUUAUAUACACCAAUAUAUACAAACAUUUUUCGAAAGUAUAAAAGGGUACGGUAAAAGGGUGUCGGAAGUGAAAGAAUGUUACUCGCAAGCGGUACAAAAAGCUGGCCACAGACAUCGUGAAAGGAGAAAAUUUUUAAGAACAGCACUGAAAGAACUAGGUUUAAUUUUAACCGAUCAACCCGGUCUGUUAGGGCCGAAAGCAUUAUUGGUUUUGAUGGGACUUUCCCACGCGAGAGACGAAGUUCUAUGGCUCUUAAGACACGGCGUGAAUCCGCCGAUGCAAGGGAAGGGCAAAGGAAAAGGGGAGGAGGAUUUAGUCGAUCGUCAAUUACCGGAAUUAUUAUUUCACUGCGAAGAAUUACGAGCGCUAGUGAAGAAAUAUUCCCAAGUACUUCAAAGGUAUUACGUGCAGUUUCUAUCAGGAUUCGAUGCUCCCGCCUUGGAUCAAAUGAUCCAAAAUCUGCCAGUUUGUCCCGAAGAUGAAGGUGCAAUUCUUAGCGACAUGUGCUCGAAGAUAGCCAGUCUAACGGUGAAACAAGUCGAAGAUAACGAACUAUUCGAUUUUCGGGCAUUCCGAUUGGAUUGGUUUAGAUUACAAGCAUACAUGUCGAUCGCAAAAUGUAACAUGAACUUAGCCGAUAAUAGAGAAUUAGCGUCAUUCAUGGAUACCGUAGUGUUCCAUACGAAAAUGGUAGAUAACUUAGACGAAAUGUUAGUCGAAACAUCCGACUUAUCGAUCUUCUGCUUUUACAGUAAAGUAUUCGAAGAUCAAUUUCAAAAGUGUUUAGAAUUUCCCGCUCAAAACAGAUAUAUCGUUGCCUUUCCGUUAAUAUGCAGUCACUUCCAAAGUUGUACGCACGAACUCUGCCCAGAGGAGCGUCAUCACAUUCGCGAAAGAAGUUUAUCCGUUGUUAACAUGUUUCUGGACGAAAUGGCAAAAGAAGCCAAGAAUAUCAUCACAACCAUUUGCGACGAACAAUGCAAUAUGGGCGACAAACUGCUGCCGAAACAUUGCGCGUUGUUAAUCUCGCAAGUGGUGAAUCGAAAGAAGAAAGACAAAAACAAGAAGAAUAUGUACGAAAUCCAUAAACCCGGUAUAGAAAGUUACCGAAAAACAAGGGAAGAACUUACGACGAUGGAUAAACUUCACAUGGCGUUAACAGAGCUAUGUUAUGCUAUCAAUUACUGCCCUACUAUCAACGUAUGGGAAUAUACCUUCGCACCGAGGGAAUACUUGCAUCAGCAUUUAGAAUCAAGAUUUGCCAGAGCACUUGUCGGUAUGGUCAUGUACAAUCCGGACACUAUCGAAAUUGCGAAACCCUCGGAGCUCUUUGUUAGCGUUAGAUCCUACAUGAACGUACUUCAGACAGUUGAAAAUUACGUACACAUAGAUAUUACCCGCGUAUUUAAUAACGCCCUCCUUCAACAAACACAAGAGUUGGACAGUCACGGCGAUAAGACCAUCGCUGCUCUGUACACGCAAUGGUAUUCAGAUGUUCUACUGAGACGAGUCAGUACUGGGAAUAUCUGUUAUUCCGGCAAUCAAAGGGCAUUUGUCAGCUUGUCCGUGGAAGGCGCGAUGCCGUUCAACGCUGAAGAAUUUUCCGACAUCAACGAACUGAGAGCGUUAGCCGAACUCAUCGGACCCUACGGAAUGAAAAUGUUGAACGAAAACUUGAUGUGGCACAUAGCGAGUCAAGUGCAGCAACUGAAGAAACUAGUUGCUGGGAACAAAGACGUCUUAAUCGCCUUGAGAACAAACUUCGACAAGCCCGAAGUAAUGAAGGAACAGUUCAAAAGGUUGCAGCACGUAGACAACGUACUACAACGAGUUACGAUUAUAGGUGUAAUUCUAAGUUUCCGACAGUUAGCGCAGUCUGCGCUGGUCGAUGUCCUGGAGGAACGUAUACCGUUUCUUCUGAGCUCCAUUUUGGACUUCAGACACCAUUUGCCAUCUGGGGAUCCCAUGCGCAUUGUUUCGGAGAUGAUAUCCGCGGCAGGUUUAACUUGCAAAGUCGAUCCAACUUUAACAGCGGCUCUAAGGAGCCAGAAAUCCGAGGUAGACGAAGACGAACAUUUGCUCGUUUGUUUGCUGAUGGUAUUCGUGGCUGUCUCCAUUCCGAAACUGGCACGAAACGAGAAUUCAUUUUAUCGAGCAUCCUUGGAGGGCCACGCGAAUAAUAUACACUGUAUGGCGACUGCGAUAAAUAAUAUUUUUGGUGCAUUGUUUACUAUUUGCGGGCAAAACGAUAUAGAGGAUAGAAUGAAGGAAUUCCUAGCUUUGGCGUCGUCCAGCCUGCUCAGACUGGGUCAAGAGGCGGACAAGGAGGUAAUUAAAAACAGGGAAUCCGUGUACCUUUUGUUGGAUCAAAUAGUCCAAGAAUCUCCAUUCCUAACAAUGGAUUUGCUUGAAAGUUGUUUCCCGUACGCAUUGAUACGAAACGCGUAUCACGACGUGUACAAGCUCGAACAUUCACAGCCAUAAAAGCAUUGAUAAAAGGAUGUGUGUAUUUUUAGCUUGCCGCUCAGGGCUACUUUUUUACGUCCACUUUUACCGGAUAUCAUUUAAAGAUGAUGCAUUUUGUAUGGAGCAGUAUAUCUUCUAUUCACAUUUGAUACCUGCUUUAGGAUAUGCUAUAACAUACAAUAAUACGUUCUUUCCCAGUAUUCCGUUACAUGUCAUCCGUAUGUAAAGAAUGUUUUAUAUUUCAGGCGAAGUGUAAAACGCCUGCCUGUUUAAGAAUCGAAAUACACACGUAUCGUAAAGUAGAUAUCGUUCUAUCUGCUACAUUUUCUAAUGUAUAAUUGUAACUUUUACAAUAGUUUCUAAAAUAAAUCCGAUUAUCUAUAAACUGUGUACGUUACUUAUUA
Hylaeus anthracinus is the source of this 4044-nucleotide messenger RNA. RefSeq names its product membrane-associated protein Hem (gene Hem). The record is from RefSeq and is a predicted model, not a curated record. Gene Ontology annotation, biological process: cell migration; neuron projection morphogenesis; cell morphogenesis. The coding region runs from base 290 to 3658 and encodes 1122 amino acids. The transcript has 2 exons. NCBI's taxonomy places the organism in Eukaryota, Metazoa, Arthropoda, Insecta, Hymenoptera, Colletidae. Gene Ontology annotation, cellular component: SCAR complex.